GCGGGGCCCGAGCGGUUUGCCCGGCGAGCAGACAAAGAGCCCGCGCCCCGCGCCCCGCGCCCGGGCCUCGCGUCCCUCCCACGCGGGGGCCCCGGCUUUGUGUCCGCGCUCUGCAGCGGACUCCGCCCUCCCUGCAGUCGCCAGCCUCGGCCUACAGCGCCCGCGUCAUCAUGAUUGCUAUGAAGGAGAAGAAUAAAACGCCGAAGGACAGCAUGACGCUCUUGCCUUGCUUUUAUUUCGUGGAGCUGCCUAUUGUGGCCUCCUCCAUUGUGUCCCUGUAUUUCCUGGAGCUGACCGACCUGUUCAAGCCGGCCAAGGUGGGCUUCCAGUGCUACGACCGCUCGCUGUCCAUGCCCUACGUGGAGACCAAUGAGGAGCUGAUCCCGCUGCUCAUGCUCCUGAGUCUGGCCUUCGCCGCACCUGCGGCCUCCAUCAUGGUCGGCGAAGGCAUGGUCUACUGCCUGCAGUCCCGGCUGUGGGGCCGCAGCCCGGGGGGCGCAGAGGGCACCAUCAACGCCGGCGGCUGCAACUUCAAUUCCUUCCUCAGGCGCACGGUGCGCUUUGUAGGUGUGCACGUGUUUGGCCUGUGUGCCACGGCUCUGGUGACGGACGUCAUCCAGCUGGCCACCGGCUACCACACGCCUUUCUUCCUAACCGUCUGCAAACCCAAUUACACUCUGCUGGGCACCUCCUGUGAGGCCAACCCUUACAUCACGCAGGACAUCUGUUCUGGCCAUGACACUCACGCCAUCCUGUCGGCACGGAAGACCUUCCCGUCUCAGCACGCCACCCUGUCUGCCUUUGCCGCUGUCUACGUCUCGGUGAGUGACGGCCCCCAGUGCUGUUCCCUGUGCCCAUCUGUGGGCGGUGGCCUAGACCUGACCCUGCCUCUGUUGGCCCAGAUGUACUUCAAUUCGGUCAUCUCGGAUACCACGAAGCUGCUGAAGCCCAUCCUCGUGUUCGCUUUUGCCAUUGCCGCCGGCGUCUGCGGCCUCACGCAGAUCACCCAGUACCGAAGCCACCCCGUGGAUGUCUACGCCGGCUUUCUUAUUGGAGCUGGGAUCGCUGCCUACCUGGCCUGCCACGCGGUGGGCAACUUCCAGGCACCAAGUGCAGAGAAGGUGCCCACGCCAGCUCCUGCCAAGGACGGCCUGCGGGCGCUGACGCAGCGGGGCCAUGAGUCCAUGUAUCAGCAGAACAAGGCUGUCAGCACGGACGAGCUGGGCCCUCCGGGCAGGCUGGAGGGUGUGCCGCGGCCUGUGGCCCGGGAGAAGACGUCUCUCGGCAGCCUGAAGCGAGCCAGUGUGGAUGUGGACCUGCUGGCCCCACGCAGCCCCAUGGGCAAGGAGGGUAUGGUCACCUUCAGCAACACGCUGCCCCGGGUCAACACGCCCUCGCUGGAUGACCCCGCGCGGCGUCACAUGACCAUCCACGUGCCCCUCGAUGCCUCCCGUUCCAAGCAGCUCAUCAGUGAGUGGAAGCAGAAAUCACUGGAAGGCCGCGGCCUAGGACUGCAUGAGGGUAGCCCUGUGCACCUGCGGGCCCCGGCAGAGCCCAUGGCAGAGGAAGAGGAGGAGGAGGAAGAGGAGGAGGAAGAAGAGGAAGAGGAGGAGGAGGAGGAAGGGCCAGUGCCACCUUCGCUCUACCCCACUGUCCAGGCUCGGCCAGGGCUCGGGCCCCGAGUUAUCCUGCCUCCCAGGCCAGGGCCCCAAGGCCUUGUGCACAUCCCCGAGGAAGGGGCGCAGGCUGGAGCUGGCCUGUCUCCCAAGAGCGGCUCAUCGGUGCGGGCCAAGUGGCUGUCCAUGGCGGAGAAGGGCGGGGCCCCCGUGGCUGUGGCUCCGUCACAGCCCCGAGUGGCCAACCCGCCUAGGCUACUGCAGGUCAUCGCCAUGUCCAAGGCAGCAGGGGCCCCCAAGGCUGAGACGGCCUCGUCAUCCAGUGCCAGCUCCGACUCCUCACAGUACCGCUCCCCAUCAGACCGGGACUCUGCCAGCAUCGUCACCAUCGAUGCUCACGCGCCCCACCACCCUGUUGUGCACCUGUCUGCCGGCAGCACGCCCUGGGAGUGGAAAGCCAAGGUGGUGGAGGGCGAUGGCUCCUACGAGCUGGGGGACCUGGCCCCGGGCUUCCGAAGCGGCUGCAAACAGCCUGGCAUAGGCCCGGGGUCCCCAGUCAGUGACGUGGACCAGGAGGAGCCCCGGUUUGGAGGUGUGGCCACUGUCAACCUGGCCACUGGGGAGGGUCUGCCCCCACCAGGUGCAGGUGACGGGGCCAUGGGCGCAGGCAGCCGAGAGUCCACCCUAAGGCGCCAGGUGGGUGGGCUGGGGGAACGGGAAGUGGAGGCCGAGGCCGAGAGCUACUACAGGAGGAUGCAGGCCCGCAGGUACCAGGACUAAGCCUGGCAGGCCUGAUGGGGUGGAGAGGGCUGGGAGCAUCUAAGCACCAAUAAAAAGGUGGUGACAAUA
Molecule: messenger RNA, 2465 nt
Organism: Peromyscus leucopus (white-footed mouse)
Lineage: Eukaryota; Metazoa; Chordata; Mammalia; Rodentia; Cricetidae
Gene: Plppr3
Product: phospholipid phosphatase related 3
Biological process (GO): signal transduction; phospholipid metabolic process; phospholipid dephosphorylation
Molecular function (GO): phosphatidate phosphatase activity
Source: RefSeq, a predicted model, not a curated record